AGCCUUAGCUCUUCAAUUCCACAUUGUUCUCUUCUCUUCACUCUCAAUCACUUUCUCCCAGAUUUUUCCACUCUACUUUUCCCUCCCUUCCUCACACUCUUCACUCUCUCUCCCUCACAUCUCUCUCGCUCUCUCUCUCUCUCUCUCUCUCUCAAAUGCCACACUAAAGAAGCUCAUUUCUUACCAAACUAAAAAAGAGACAAAACACAACACUAUCACUAUGCCUACUUACACCGAACACAAAACCCACACCACCCUCUUCACACACCGGCCCCACCCCACCGGCACCAAGACCGUGCGCAUCUCCGUCACCGACCCCGACGCCACCGACUCCUCCGGCGACGAGAACGACGCCGUCUUCCGGUCGCGAAAAAUUCGGAAGUUCGUUAACGAGAUAAAAAUUGAGUCAUGUUCGACCCAAACAAAUGUUACUGAAGAGCCGAAGCUGAAAAACCCUCGCCGGAAAAAAGUGGCCGGAAAAACGAAGCCGGCGGCGAGGUGCGUGAUGAGCUCCGGGAAGAAGUACAGGGGAGUGAGGCAGAGGCCGUGGGGGAAAUGGGCGGCUGAGAUUAGAGAUCCGAUGAAACGUGUACGGCUGUGGUUAGGCACGUACGACACAGCUGAAGAAGCUGCUAUGGUCUACGACCACGCGGCAAUCAAGCUGCGUGGGCCGAACGCGCUCACCAACUUCACCACUCCCGAGGUGAAAAAAAGCGCGUCUGUCUCGGAGGAUAAUGAUGAAUCGGCCGAGUCACAUAGCGAUCUGCGCUCCCCCAAGUCCGUGUUGAGGUAUAAUAACGAUGACUCGGCCGAGUCAACUCGGUUCACUCGGGCCGAGUCGACUCGGUCCGAUAACGUUGAAGUGAAGAAGGAAGUGAUGGUAAAAGAAGAGGAGGUGGUGGGUAUCUCGGGGAAUGACGGGUUCGUAUUCGGGUCGGAUCCUGUGCUGGAGGAUCCGUUUAACGAUAUUUUCGGGCCGGCCGGUUUGAGCAUGUUCGGGUUUGAGGAAGAGAAGAGCGGGUUGUAUUUCGGGUCAAGUAUUGAGUUCGGGUUGCCGAGUUGGCCCACGGUGGAUUACUUUCAGGAUUUUGGUGAUGUGUUCGGGUCGGAUCCUUUGGUGUCAUUAUGAAAAGAAGACGAGGGUAUUUUUGUAAUAAGAUGAGAUGUUAUCAGCCUUUGUAUGCUGGCAGUUUUGUUUUGGCGGGAGUGAGCUAUCGAGUAUAUUUAUAUUAAAAAUAUUAUAUAAUUAUUAAAUUAGUAGUAACGGCAAAUUAUUUAAUCGAUGUAAAUGUCACUCUCUCACGAUAUAAUAGUAAAGUGAGAGACGAGUGUAUGUUUUGGCUUCAUGAUUUGUGUCCAUGUCGCUGAAAAUAUGUGUUAUUUAUAUAAAUAUUGUUCCAAUUCGUGUUA
Daucus carota subsp. sativus is the source of this 1410-nucleotide messenger RNA. RefSeq names its product ethylene-responsive transcription factor ERF069. Gene Ontology annotation, molecular function: DNA-binding transcription factor activity; DNA binding. The record is from RefSeq and is a predicted model, not a curated record. The coding region runs from base 221 to 1129 and encodes 302 amino acids. Gene Ontology annotation, biological process: regulation of DNA-templated transcription. The transcript has a single exon. NCBI's taxonomy places the organism in Eukaryota, Viridiplantae, Streptophyta, Magnoliopsida, Apiales, Apiaceae.